AUGUAUCCGUUUGUUGCCUAAGUUGGUUACUACGCCUUCAGUUGUAGAUCUACCGACGUGUAUGUAUAAGACGAAUCCCAUCAAUAAAUUUGCCAGCACCGAUCUUGCAUCAUCUUACUAUGGUUCCACAUGUGCAACAAAUUAUGUUUCAGGACCGGGAAAGCUAGAUGGAUUAGCUGAGUUAGAAAUGAGGCAGGAAGCUGUUCUUCUUCGAUUGCAAUGUCUGAAACAGCAGUUAGACAAAUUGCAGAAUAAUAAAUGCCCAACAGACCAGAGUAUGCCAUCAAUGGCUGUUGUAGGAGCUGCUGCUCAGUCAUCACCAGUAAAGCAACCUGCAGGUGUGAAGCAGGCAGUGGUGGAACACAUUUUAACGGCAAUACAGGGUCAUCUGGAUGAUAUAAGUUCCCUUCACUUCAAUUCUCAAAUUCAGGACAUCAACUUUAAAAUGGACACGGCAAGCUUGCCUCGUUCCAUUUUGUAUAGGUUAGGCUGCUUGAAGAAUGAGCUCCUUAUGCACAAAACUGAGGAUGUUCAUGGUCUCAUAACUCCUGUAACAUCUGUGGAAGUGGCAGACAGGCAGGCUGGUUUAAUAGGCAUCAUCAGUGCUUUGAAGGAAGAGCUGUUUUUGAUUGAGGCCCUGCAAAGUGACAAGAAUGAGCCAUUGGAGUGCUCCUCAAGGGUUGAUGUUGUCACACAUCAUAGAGAAGUGGUGAAGAAACUGAUGUCAUUGCAAGAUGAACUUAAUAAAUUGUUGAGAAGCAUUCAGGACCUCUCUUGGGAGAUUGGGACUGUACAUGAUCUAGUGAUAGCUGCAAAUCCUGAUAGACCACCAUAUUCUUUAGUUUUAUUGCGAAAACUUUUGAAGAAUGUGGGCUUCCCAGUUUAUUGUGCGAAUCAUCUUCAUUCUUCAGUUAAAAAAGUGGGUGAAACUCUUCAGAAGACAUUUACUGAAAGUCCAGAGGGUGAUAGAUCAAAACACAGUUUAGCUUUUACUCUUCAUUGGAAGGAUGUUUCAUCACCUAGCCUUAUGGUCAAUCCCUUGCAUCAGACACCUAUAUCUGGUGAAGCCAACAUAAUACGCUACGUUUCUCGUCUAUUUCCUUUAUCUUCACCCUACAACUAUGAAGCCACUGGAACAUUUACUUUAAUCACAGAAACUGAUAAUCUACUUGAUCAGCUAACAAAUCAGAUGAUUUGUGGAAACAAUAAGGAGCGUCAGGCAGUUUUACGACUUUUGAAUGGAAGACUUGGCAGGGCAUCUUGGCUAAUGGGUGACAAAUGUAGUAUUGUUGAUGUGAUGGCCUGGUCAGCAGUGAGGCAGACUGGUUCAGAAGUAGGAGCUCCAGCAAAUGUUAGCAAGUGGUACAAAGCAGUAAGCAAUCUGGCAGGAUUAGAAUCAAGUGUGCCACAGGAAAACAAUAUUGUGUCCUCAAAAAACGAAAAGAACCAGACCAUUUCCAAAAAUGCAGGUAAAAUAUCCAAUGGACAUAUGGAUAGGAAAGGCUUAGAGCAACUGCUCAAGAAACUAAACAUGAAGUUUCAAGUUCAAGACCAUGAAGAAGUGUUUACUGUUGAGGCUUUAAUGAAAAAUGUUUCAUUAAUGCCUGGCCUUCACAUGAAAAACCUCUUUCUAAAGGAUAAGAAGAAAAAUUUGUAUCUUCUUUCAGCACGGCAUAAUGCUGAGGGGCCCUCAUUGCAAAUUUCCUGACUUUUAAGAAGAAUUUGAUGAUUGCUCUAUGUCAGGGCCGUCCAACCCCAUGCCCGUGGGCCAAAAGUGGCCCGUUUGAUUUUGAAAGUGGCCCGCGAGAGAAAAAUAAGUCAUAGAGAUGUGUGUAAAUUGUCAGCUGUAGGCAAAAUUAAUGUACCUUUGUUUCAAGAAGAAUUAUUUGAAAUGAAAACUUAUUAUGCCCACCAAGAUGUGAAAUUCGGUUUUUGGACACAUAUAUCCUGCUCACAUGAUUACCCACACAUUUUUGAUUAUGUGUCAAAACUAUUGUCAAUGUUUGGUUCAACUUGGCUCUGUGAGAGCACAUUUUCAUUCAUGAAGUUAUUAAAGUCAGCAUUACGAUCCUCAAUUAGUGACGUAAAUCUUGAGUCCGAAUUAAGAUGUGCUCUCUCUCAUUUUCACCCUGAAUUUUUAAAAAUAAGAAAGUCAGCUAUUAUCAGAUUUCCCACUAAAUUUACCUUUGUUUGAAUUAAAUAAACUCUUGUUUGCCCUCUAAAAUAUAUUUCUUUGAAUUCCUCUGAAAUAAGUCCUUUAUUUUUUUUCCCCCGCAUGCUCAUUAAUUUUAAUAUUAAAUAUAAGUCUGAAUGAGGGGCUCUGAAAUGGCAGACGUAGAAGGCGCAUGAAUGGAAGCUGAUGAAAUGACACGGAUGGAGACGCCCCAUAGCAGGGAUUGGGGAGAGUAGUUGACAGCUGAGAGGAAGGCACCAAAAACUGUCUUUCUGGGGCUGACAAGGGGAGAGCCGUUGUAAGAUGAGAUGACUUUACUGAAACAGUAGACCUUGAAACUUAACUGUCAUGGUGGACGACAAUGGGAUGUGUGAAGUCAUGCAGUGAGACAAUAGGCCAGAAAGGGGUGGUACUCUUGGCAGGCCUAAACUAAAGGCUCCUAACACUCAGUCAGCUUCUGUGCAUCUCCUGAAAAGACUGGACAAAAGGGAGCUGCAUCCUUCCUCAUAGUGGAGGGAAGCCUCUUCCCCACAUCCCUAAAAUAUCAGGGACAGCAAAAUCAAUUACUAGAUCUCCCAAAACCCCCAAUCAAAUCUUCUAAGGGCAGAUUGGUAGAAGAAAGCAAAAGAGUAAAAUUUUCCAAGGAAGAAGCAAUGAGGAGAUUUUAGUAAAGAAGAGCCAGAACAAGAUGGAAUGGGAGCGCUCGCAAAGAGCCAUAACAAGAAGGAAUAGGAGUGCUUGUGAAAAGCCAGAACAAGAAGGAAUAAGAGCUGCCAUUGGAGAUGCAAAGCCUUCCCAAGAUGGUGUUGUGGGGGCUUUUCAGGUUACACAAUUGGAGCACGAUACUAAUGGGAACAGAAUUGAAGGAUCAUUGAAUUAAAUUAAGAUUAUCCGUAACUUAAUUUAUUCCUUAAAAUUACAGUUCACAACUUAUAAUCUAAACAAACCAAUUUCUUCUAUACUACUACACUCCCCCUAACUAAAAUAUUUUUUAACUCCCUUUCAAAGUACCCCACUGUACUCAGGAAUUGGACCUUAACUUCAUGUCCAUGGUCUCUCAUAAACUACCUGUUGUUCACUGACUUCUACUCCAACCACAUCAGACUUAUCUAGCUUUGGUUCCAAACUACUUACACCAAGUUCGUUCAAACUCUGGAGACUUACAUCAGCAUCAGCUUCAACUUCGCCAACAACUGACCUGGCUGCUAUCAUCUCUCUCUUCCAUACUCUCAUUUAUUUCUGCCACCCACACUUUACCUCAAGCUAUCCAAAAAUUUCCCCAUUUACACUUUCCAGUACUUCUAACUCUUUCUCAUUCACACUUACUCCCACAUUCACUCUUUCAACACUUAGUCAAAGGGAACUCGCACACACAUCCCUUGUACUCACCAAGUUCACUCCUUCCACAUCCCACUCAAAUAAUUCAAAAUCAAUUACAUCGUCAUUCUCACUACUACCAAACAACACGCAAGGGUAUUUACACUUCUCACACCUACUGGCUUUUCAAACCUCUCAAAAUUAAGCAACUCGGCUCGUGUACUCUCCGCAAACAACUCUGUAAAUGUACCCUUACUCUUUCUACUCCUCUUUUUAGGUUUUCUCGUAUGUUCUACUAACACUAAUUGUUUAUUUCUCCAGUUUAUAUCUUCCUCUAUUUCUACAUCUUCCUUUUCCUUUUCCUCCCUUAAUAACUUCCUAAUGAUGCCCUAAUAUGUAUUUUGGUGGUUCUCUCCAUCUUCUCAACUGAUAAUGAUGUACUCAUAAUUACUCUUACAUUUCCUCCAUUUUCGUCUUCUAGCGCUUAACUCAAUCUAUUGGACCAAACUGUUUUCAUUACUUCACUUCAUAUGGACCUUCAGACUUCUCACGCAUCUUACUCAGUCAAUCUUCCCUUGUUAACCACUUCCUUCAACACCUUAUCAACUAAUCUGUUUUUAACAUUCGUGUUAGAAAUGUUUCCUUACCAAAGGUGUAAGAAUUUUUACAAGCCUUUUAGAUAAAUUAUACGUAACUGAGCCCACUGAACUAAUGAUUGGUCUGAUAGGGUUAUUAAUUUUGUGUCUUGACUACUUGUUUCAUCAAGUCAAAUAAUGGAAAUGUUCCAGAUUCAAGUCUUGGUUUAUUUAAACUUGAUGCCUUCAUAAUGAAAAAAGUGUAGAUAAAUAUUAGCAACAAAAUUAAUAUAUUCAGUUUUUACAUGUUUUUGGACUGUACGGAUACUUUGUAAUUUCGGUUAGGGUUAAAUCGUAUGUUUAGGUUUGUGACCGUGUGAUAUGCAAUAAUCCUGGAUUAUCUCUCUAAUUUUUUACCCUUUUGACAAUUAACCAUCUGGUAUUCUUGAUCUUGUUGUGUACCUGAGACCUUUCUCUCCAAUUGUAUUUCAUUCGUUCCUUGACAAUGUCUUAGUAAAGACGAAAGCGCUUGGA
Messenger RNA from Macrobrachium nipponense, 4599 nucleotides. RefSeq names its product aminoacyl tRNA synthase complex-interacting multifunctional protein 2-like (gene AIMP2). Gene Ontology annotation, molecular function: aminoacyl-tRNA deacylase activity. The record is from RefSeq and is a predicted model, not a curated record. Lineage: Eukaryota; Metazoa; Arthropoda; Malacostraca; Decapoda; Palaemonidae. The transcript has 11 exons. Gene Ontology annotation, cellular component: aminoacyl-tRNA synthetase multienzyme complex. The coding region runs from base 62 to 1708 and encodes 548 amino acids.